AUGUUGUUCAAUAUCCACAACGCACUUGCGGUAGCUAGCGUCUUGGUUGCGAGCACCGCGGCAGAUGGCUUCAAGGUCCUUCCACGAGGAGCCGACGGAACCCUCGUCGGCUGCUAUUCUUCGAUUCCUGGAUAUGGCGCAUCGAAGAGUUGGACAUACCAGAGUUCUGGUUGGUGCUUGGAUCGCUGCUAUGGCCAGAGCAAAGCAGCUUUCGCUCUGACAGGAGGCUCCGAUUGUGUUUGCGGUGACACAUUACCACCCGACAGUGACAAGGUUUCAACCGACAAGUGCAGCAAGUCUUGCAGUGGUUGGCCCGAGGACAAGUGUGGUGGCAAUGGUUACUACUCUGUUUACACUACAAACUACGAAGACGAUGUUCCCACAUACUCGGAUUCAUCAAGCUCAACUACGACCACCGGAGGAUCAGGAUCAUCCACAUCGACAACCGAGGCUAGUGUUGCCGUUUCCACUGCAGCAAGCGGACAGACCACAGUGGUGACAGCUCACAGCGAGGCCACACCAACUGCGGAAACGUCUGAUGAGAAGAAGGCCUCAAGCAGCAAGAAUACUGCUGCUAUUGCGGCUGGAGUAGUUGUUGGAGUAGUCGGAUUUGCCGCUCUCUGCGGUGCUGGCUUCUUCUGGUGGCGAUCCAAGAACAACAAGUCUAACGCUGCCAUGGGCGGCCCCACGGGCGGAUAUGGUCGCGACUCUAACCCUCCAUCAAUGUCCGAUUCGCGCUUCGAUGGGGAUUACAUGGCUCAGCGCCGCCAGAGCAAUGGCAGCAUUGAUGAUGACCAUGACUUCUCUCGCCGGAUCUUGCAGGUUACGAACCCCGAUCGCUAA
Molecule: messenger RNA, 843 nt
Organism: Penicillium salamii
Lineage: Eukaryota; Fungi; Ascomycota; Eurotiomycetes; Eurotiales; Aspergillaceae
Source: the annotation of a GenBank genome assembly